Daphnia pulicaria is the source of this 2400-nucleotide messenger RNA. RefSeq names its product apoptosis inhibitor 5-B-like (gene cass). The coding region runs from base 137 to 1744 and encodes 535 amino acids. Gene Ontology annotation, molecular function: RNA binding. Gene Ontology annotation, cellular component: nucleus. Lineage: Eukaryota; Metazoa; Arthropoda; Branchiopoda; Diplostraca; Daphniidae. Gene Ontology annotation, biological process: negative regulation of apoptotic process. The transcript has 10 exons. The record is from RefSeq and is a predicted model, not a curated record.
GUGCAUGCCUUCAUUUCACCCGGCCCGGCGUCAUACAGAGUUUUGUUCGGCGUGCAAAAAAUUAUCACAUUGUUCUUCUUAAAAUUUCUUAGAUAACCUACCCGUCAACUUAGAAGCGAAGAAUACACAAUUCAAUAUGGACAUCAUUGAUAAACUGUACCAGCAUUACGAAAUCUUAAAUGAAGCCAAAGAUGAUAUUGCAAAGCAUAGGAAAGAGUAUGAAGAUAUACUUUUAGCUGUCAAAGGAUCUGAUAAAGAGAAAAAGUUAGCUUCUCAGUUUAUUGCCAAAUUUGCCAAGUCUUUCCCUGACCUGGAGAAUGAAACGAUUGAUGCCAUGUUUGACUUGUGUGAAGAUGAUGACGUAUUGAUUCGAAAGCAAGCAAUCAAAGAUCUUGUAAACAUUUGCAAGGAUAAUAAAGGAGCUGUGCGCAAAAUUGCUUAUGCUCUUGCUCAAAUUCUUCAAUCAGAAGACAAUUCUGAAGUCACUGCUGUGCACAAUUCAAUUGCCUCUUUAUAUCAAAUUGACCCUGCUGCUACAAUUGAAGCAUUGUUCUCUGAACUUGCUGAAGAUAAUGAAAUUAUGCGGGAAAGAACCCUCAAGAUGUUGGCAAUGAAACUUAGAACUCUUGAAACCGGAGUCAUGAAACCAGAAGUUAAAGAAUUGUUGGUUAAGGAAUGCAAAAAAAUUUUACAGGACGUCACAGCAGAUGAGUUUGUUUUAGUUAUGGCCAUUCUUGGACAAUGCAAAAUAGCUGAUUCAGUAAGUGGACAACAACAGUUAGUUGAUCUGGUUGCUGAACAGUGUAAUUUCACUCAAGUUUUCAAUCCUGCUGACCAAGAACACCUAGAUCGUAUCAUAAUCUGUAUCAAACAUGCUUUACCUUAUUUUUCGACUCAGGUGAAAUCAACCGCAUUUGUUUCCUACAUUUGUGACCAAGUUUUGCCCCAUCGUAAUGAAAUUGGGCAGAGUGAACAAAAAUUGGACAUAUUUAAGUUGCUGGCAGAAUUGAGCUCUAAUUGCGGCCCCCUAGAUCCAGUCGUAGAGCGAAUCCAAAUCGUGUACGACACCCUCUUGGAAUACAUGCCUCUUCCACCACCAGUAUUGGAAGAAACCAAUGGAGAUGGAUCCACGACAGAAACUGAAAUUCGGUUAGAGUUCACUUUUGUUGAAUCAUUGAUCUUUGCCUUUCACCAGUUGGCUCGUCAACACCGCGAAUUUCUGACCGAUAAUGCCGAUCGCAGCAAGGAUUUCCGAUCACGAUUACAAUAUUUUGCUCGAGGAGUGCAAGGCUACAUAAAGAAGCUACGUGAGUCGUUGCAAGAUAAAGGUGUCGACCAACUGAGAGAUGAAGAGGGUCGGAUUAAGGUUACUGCUUUGAGAACUACCUCCAACAUCAAUUCACUAAUUCGGGAUUUGUUCCGAAACCCGCCUUCUUACAAAGUCAACGUAACGUUAUCAUUCAAACCGACAAAUGCAUCACAAGCAGCUAAACAGACAGCAGCGGUAGCAGUUAAUAACGAGAGCACAAGUGAAGCGGCCGGCGUUGCUAAGCGUCAUGCUCCCAUCACGUUUGAAAGUUCGCCGCCGAAAGUUCGAGUGAAUACAGACAACCGUGUGAGGCAACCAUAUGUUGUUCCCACUGGCAAAUUUAGUGCCAACGUGUCAGCGCAUGGCGCAGAUUCUCGCCCCCGUGGUCGUGGUGGGUACAGGGGUGGGCGGGGAUAUCGGCGGGGAGGGUACUAGUUGCUAGAAUCCCCCUUUUCCCCUUUUAAAUUCUAGUUGUGUAUUCGCAUUUCCUUCUUUCCCUCUCACCUAAACCUGGAAUCACCCUUUUCACCUUUUCAUUUAAAAUGGUAACAACGGAAGCGGUCGGUAAACUAAGGAAAAUCUGAUAUUGUGGAGUCGGUGACGGGACGGACUAUGUUUGUUAGAAAAAUAGCUUCUAUCUCGCCAAAAAAUGCCCUGUGGAAUGUCGACAUACAAAUUGCGAUUUUUGAUUAAAUUCUGAUUUUCUUAAUUCUCCGCCAUUUCAGCAGGAGUUCGGCAUGUUAAUGCUCGUUUCUUUGUUCUAUUUAGAAACUACGAAUUUGGUGAUAGAAUGGUGGGUGCGAUAUACCGGAAGGUUGGACUUGCUUGCAUUUUAUUCAAGGGUUACUUAUUAUAUCUUUAUUUUCAGUCGGAUGUCGAAUCCAGCCAACAACACGAGUCACUAACUACUGUUUACAAAUUCUGAUGUUUUGCUAGGUACAUAUCCGACGGGCGGCAUCUCAUUGUUGCUAAAGAGAUGAGGUUUAGAUUUCUUACUUCAGUGUCCGUCCCUAAGCCGUACACACAAUUAAGUUCUGCUAUUGUUUGUCAUACCUAAUAUCGUCAUUAAUACAGACAAUGAUACAUUUAAA